CAUUUAGCACCACAUCCAGCGAGAAUACCGACAAUCAACCAGUUCCCUGACCACCAUGGCCAUGUACGCCAAAGACCAGCCCGCCGGCUUCACAAACAGCAUCGAAAGAGUUGCCAUUGUCGGCGCUGGGGGUACCAUUGGGUCCCACAUCGCCCAGGCGCUUCUAGACACCGGAAGACACACUGUUACGGCAAUUUCCCGGAAAGACAGCGACAACAAGGUUCCCGACGGUGUCCGAGUCGCCUCGGUCGACUACAACGAUGAGGCCACUACUGUCGCUGCUCUCAGGGGCCAGCAAUUCCUGAUCAUCACCAUGGCCCCCACUGCGCCCCGAGACACCCACAGCAAGCUUGUCCAGGCGGCUGCCAAAGCUGGUAUUCCCUACGUGAUGCCCAACGGAUACGCCGGCGAUAUUGAAGACAUCCAAUUUGGCGAAGAUACAUUGCUGGGGCCUAUCGCCAGAGCCCACAGGGACGAGAUUGAGAGGCUGGGCAUGCAGUGGAUCACAGUGUGUUGUGGGUUCUGGUACGAUUACAGCUUGGCGGGUGGAGAGGCGCGCUUUGGGUUCGACUUCGACGCCCGUUCCCUGACAGUUUAUGGCGAUGGCAACGUCAAGAUCUCGACGUCAACAUUGUCGCAGGUGGGACGCGCCGUGGCCAAACUGCUGAGCCUCAACGAGCUUCCCGAGGACGAUAGGGACAAAAGCCUCACCCUGUCCACGUUUCUUAACAAGGGCGUGUACAUCACGAGCUUUGUAGUCAGCCAAAACGAGAUGUUUAACAGCGUCAAGCAUGUGACCUCUACCACUGACGCAGACUGGACGAUUACUUGUCAGGAUACCAAGAAGCGGUACGAGGAUGGCCUUGCUCAGGUCAAACGGGGGAAUAUGGCGGGUUUUAGCAAGAUGCUGUACGCCAGGGCGUUUUACCCAGGUGGUUCGGGUGACUUCUCGUCCAAGGCGCAGAAUAGGUUGCUCGGGUUACCAGAUGACAGGCUGGAUCAUGCUACCCGGGUGGGAAUCGAUUUGGUCAAGGAGCUGCAGCUUCGUGUUGAUCGCAUGGCGGCUUAGAGCAAAAGGAGAGUGUAUGCUCGAAGGUAUGGAGUUCCAUAUCAUGAUCGAUAAGUCUGGCCAUCAAUCGGGGAGUCAAAAUUGAUGCGUGGCUUUGUUUGCUUGGAGCUUUGGUUCUAUAUUUUGCAAAUAUCGGGAAAUGUCAAGCUGGCUUUGCGAGAGGAACACGUCUUAACAUUGCUAAGAUUGCCAGAGGUACCUGGAAGAGGC
This is a messenger RNA of Aspergillus aculeatinus CBS 121060, 1279 nucleotides long. Its product is annotated as aromatic alcohol reductase. NCBI's taxonomy places the organism in Eukaryota, Fungi, Ascomycota, Eurotiomycetes, Eurotiales, Aspergillaceae. Gene Ontology annotation, molecular function: oxidoreductase activity. The record is from RefSeq and is a predicted model, not a curated record. The transcript is spliced from 2 exons. The coding region runs from base 56 to 1069 and encodes 337 amino acids.